CAGACAUCAAUAACAUCUCGCUCAUCAAUAAGACAUUUUGAUGGAGUUAGACUGCUUAAUUAAAUAGGUUGCCUUGAAGGUAUUAGGCAUCUCUGAAUUUAUAAUAUUUAAUCUAAUGACCCCCAAUGGAGAACAUCUGAAGGAGGACUCUUCAGCAUCUCUAUCCACAGGAAGCGGCUCGGUCAGACAGAGAAUAAGACUUGGAGAUUUCUUAUCUUUCAGUGAUGGCUAUCAACACUGACGCUGCGUUUGGGAAAAGCGCCCUCGGCGAGAGGGAAGUUUCCAAUCCCACCAACUUCCACGAUAAGGAGAAGCUGCUGAGCACCGCCACCACCGAGCCCACCGGGCAGAGCAACAUCAAGCCGUCCGACUCCUUCUCCCUCAACAUCAGAGGGAGCGUCCGGUCCCUGGACGCGGACCAGAAUGGACACAGAUCGCCGCUUAAGUCGGGCUCCAUCGGGCAGUUGGCGACCCCACCCAAGUCCGCGUCCCGGCUCAGCCUGGGCCCGCUUCCCUCCCCUGUGCCGCCCGGGUCCGCACCCCCGAAUUACCUCUGGCUCGCCGUGUUGUCCUGUUUCUGCCCCGCCGUGCCUCUUAACAUGUGUGCCUUGUGGUACGCAUAUGUGUCGAGGUCUGUUCUCCAUACAGGAGAUAUUGAAGGAGCAAGGAAGUAUGGGCGUCUGUCUAUGCUGCUCAGCUGUCUGGCAAUACUGCUGGGUGUGGCUGUCAUCAUCUUCAUAGUAUUAACAAUAGAGAUCCAGCAGUGA
Morone saxatilis (striped sea-bass) is the source of this 767-nucleotide messenger RNA. Its product is annotated as trafficking regulator of GLUT4 1-like. The transcript has 3 exons. NCBI's taxonomy places the organism in Eukaryota, Metazoa, Chordata, Actinopteri, Moronidae. The coding region runs from base 225 to 767 and encodes 180 amino acids. The record is from RefSeq and is a predicted model, not a curated record. Gene Ontology annotation, cellular component: membrane.